Messenger RNA from Aspergillus thermomutatus, 288 nucleotides. RefSeq lists its product as uncharacterized. The transcript is spliced from 2 exons. NCBI's taxonomy places the organism in Eukaryota, Fungi, Ascomycota, Eurotiomycetes, Eurotiales, Aspergillaceae. The record is from RefSeq and is a predicted model, not a curated record. Bases 1 to 288 code for a protein of 95 amino acids.
AUGCCCCCUAAGCGCGCAUCCACAACUCCUCAGCCUACUGAGCCGGCCAAACGCGUCAUUCCGUACAAUCUUAGGAAGACCCAGAUUCCACGCACUGGCGGUUAUCAAGGCAAGGGGAAGAUGAAUGGCUCAUAUGCACCUCAUGCAGCUAUAUCUCAGGCAGCGGCAAUCCGGGAAGCGCCCACAGAGCCGUCGAUCCGUGACACCAAAUCAGCGACGAUCUACUACGCCGAGCCAGCGGGCUAUCCAGAAGAGGGUUCGCUUCGAACUGUCGCCCGCGACGCUUAA